Molecule: messenger RNA, 712 nt
Organism: Nicotiana tabacum (common tobacco)
Lineage: Eukaryota; Viridiplantae; Streptophyta; Magnoliopsida; Solanales; Solanaceae
Source: RefSeq, a predicted model, not a curated record
AAACUCUAUCAUAAGGCCCUUAAACCCUAUCCCCAGCAAUAAAGUUGCAGGCAUUUCUAUUGCUGAUUCUAUUGUGAAAGAUUCCUUCAUUUAUUCUAUUGCUGAUUCUGUCCCCAAGGCAUCAAUGUCUACCAAUUUGGACGAUCAUAUAGAAAAAAUUUUAUGGACAGAGCAGCAAAUUUCUCGACGAGUUUCUGAGCUUGCUUCCCAAAUUACCCUCAGCUUUUCUUCUUGUAAAUCCGCUCCGGUCGCUGUGGGCGUUGCCACUGGUGCUUUUCUGUUCCUAGCUGACCUUGUUCGCAAAAUCAAACUUCCCAUCUCCGUUGAUUUUGUUCGGGUUGAAUCAUACGGCUCUGGUACUGUAUCCAAUGGCAAACCCAAGAUUUCUUGCGAUUUGAAAAUUGAUGUUACUGGAAAGCAUGUGAUUUUGGUUGAGGACAUUGUGGAUACAGGAAACACGUUGUCCUGCCUCAUUGAACACUUGAAAUUUAAAGGAGCAUCCUCCAUAUCGGUGUGCACGCUCCUCGAUAAACCAUCAAAGAGGAAGGCUAAUUUUGAACUUGUGGGAGAAGGGAAGUUCUACCGUGGUUUUGAGGUAAUCUCUAAUAUUCUCUUUGCUUUAAUGAAAGUCCUUCGUUCUUGUUGUAUUUGGAUUGUGAAUUAUUACUGAUCUGAUGAUUUCAAGGCAUUUGAUUGCCAUAAUUUUUGAGUU